Clonostachys solani is the source of this 927-nucleotide messenger RNA. Lineage: Eukaryota; Fungi; Ascomycota; Sordariomycetes; Hypocreales; Bionectriaceae. The record is from the annotation of a GenBank genome assembly.
AUGGAUAGGCGUCGUCAUGCUCGCACUGACAAGACAACUUUGAUCGAAGGUCUCUGGAGGAACCUGGCACUUGAGCGAAUCGUAAACUUUGCUCAUUCAACAGGAAUCACAAUCGACCAACUCAUAAUCCACCAGCUCAUAAUCGACGCGCAGAGCGGGGAUGUAGCAAGAGCCGAAGAGGCGGCUUUGGUCAAGGUUAGCCCUGAAGAUGCGAAGUCUCCUCGAGACGUGCUCAAGAAGACGCUCUCUGUUCGGUCAGUUCUAUCGACUAGCUCCUCGAUUGCGGAACGCAUGGAGGCUCUUCGGGAAGCGGACCUUAGCACACUGAAACUGGGGCAAAUCGGCCGCGGCUCUUUUGGCACAGUAUUCGAGAUUCCUGGUACAGAAUGGUGUCUCAAAAAGACCCUUACCUCGCCAGAUAGGCUCUGGGAAGAGUUCCAUACUGGCCUGAUCAUGCGAGAGAAGGUCAACGGCACAGCAUCAAACGCAAUCUUCAAGAGUGAACAACUCCAGGAAGCCCUAAUGCCUAGGGUUCCUCGAUAUCUCUGGUCACAGGGUAUGGGCGAUGCCCAAAGCGCCGAACGAUGGUUUAAAGAGAAUGGCCGUAAGUUCCCCGCUGAGAACGAGGGUCAGAAACCAGGCCCAAUUAUAUGCCUGGAGAGAAUCAUGCCUAUCCCCAAGUUGAUCCGCGACAACCUCAUCAAGCUUUACUUUAAGCCCGAGAAUCAAGAAGAAGCUCUUGCUGAUAAGGCCAACAAGAGUUGUCUCUGUCAACCCUAUCUCGGAAGCAGAUCGUCGGAAAUAGCUCCGGACAAACGAGAAAAAGAACUCCAGACAUUGCAAAACUUCCCUCUUUACCUUGAUCAAUUAGAGGACUUGGAGAUGGAACCCUUGACGAUCGCACAAGAUAUGGCCAUGAGGAGUUAA